This is a messenger RNA of Penaeus monodon (black tiger shrimp), 2454 nucleotides long. It is a transcript of the gene Trap1, whose product is annotated as heat shock protein 75 kDa, mitochondrial-like. Bases 62 to 2125 code for a protein of 687 amino acids. Gene Ontology annotation, molecular function: ATP-dependent protein folding chaperone; ATP binding; ATP hydrolysis activity. Gene Ontology annotation, cellular component: mitochondrial inner membrane. Gene Ontology annotation, biological process: protein folding. The record is from RefSeq and is a predicted model, not a curated record. Lineage: Eukaryota; Metazoa; Arthropoda; Malacostraca; Decapoda; Penaeidae. The transcript is spliced from 13 exons.
AGCACCCUCUAUCGGCGGCCGGCAGAAGCUCCGCGUCGUCUGCCCGACAACAACAACAAACAUGGCUCUGCGCGUGGGUUCGGCUGCGCUGGCGAGGAGGCUUUCUCUCGGCUCCUCGCUGAAAUUCUCCGCGGGGGCCUUGUCAGCUCUGUCAGGGAGGUCGAGGAGAUAUGGCUUAAGCAAUUAUGGACACUCAGGACCCCUACACAGGAACUUCCAUUUAACUACUCAGAGGCUGCAAGAGGCAGUCAAAGCAGAUGACGACAAAACCUACGAGUUCCAAGCCGAGACCCGCAUGCUGUUGGAUAUUGUGGCAAAGUCUCUCUAUUCAGAAAAAGAGGUCUUUGUUAGAGAGCUGAUUUCCAAUGCCUCCGAUGCUAUUGAGAAGGCCCGAUACCUGGCUAUUCAGGGGACGGAGUUGGACAGCUCGGAAGCCACCAUGAAGAUCCACAUCACAACGGACAAGUACAGCAAAACGCUGACCAUACAGGAUUCGGGCAUUGGAAUGACCAAAGAGGAGCUCAUGGAUAAUUUGGGAACCAUUGCACGAUCGGGGUCAAAGGCCUUCAUCCAGCAGCUUCAGGAGGGAGGUGGUGCAGACCCCCAGAGUAUUAUCGGUCAGUUUGGUGUAGGUUUUUACUCUGCUUUCAUGGUUGCCGACAAGGUUGAAGUGUACACGAAGUCCCGUCUUCCUGGCAGCACCGGCUACUGUUGGUCGUCAGACGGAUGUGGUAAAUACACUGUUGAAGAGUGCAGCGAUGUUGAGCCAGGAACAAAGAUUGUGUGUCAUCUAAAAGUGGCAGAUAGAGAGUUUGCAGAUGACCAGACAAUCAAAGACAUCAUCAAGAAAUACAGUAGCUUUGUAGGCUCCCCUAUUGAAGUGAAUGGUGAACAAGCCAACAGCAUUCAGCCCAUUUGGCUCAUGGACCCCAAAGAAGUGUCUCCUGCCCAGCACGAGGAAUUUUACCGCUACGUGGGUUCGUCGUAUGACAAGCCACGCUUUACUCUCCACUACUGUACUGAUGCACCCAUAAAUCUCCGUUGUGUGCUCUAUGUCCCAGAAGGAAAGCCUGGGCUGUUUGACCUUAAUCGUGAAGGAGUUGGCGGUGUUGCUCUAUACUGCCGCCGUGUUCUCAUCAUGAACAAGGCAGAAAACAUUCUUCCAAAAUGGCUCAGGUUCCUGAAAGGUGUUGUGGAUAGCGAGGACAUUCCACUCAACCUGAGCCGGGAAUUGCUCCAGGACUCGGCUCUCAUCCGGAGGCUUCGCACCGUCAUUCAGAACAGGGCCAUCCGGUUCCUCUUUGACAAAUCUCGGAAGGAUCCAGAGAGCUAUGCCAAGUUCUUCGCCGACUACGGGAUUUUCAUCAAAGAAGGUAUCCUCUCUGCGCAAGAGCAAGUGGAGAAGGAAGAAAUUGCCAAGCUUCUCCGGUACGAGAGCUCAGGCAAGCCAGCGGAAGAGGCAGUUACGCUUCCUGAGUACAUCAGCCGCAUGGCCGAAAACCAAAAGGAUAUUUACUAUCUAGCAGCUCCGUCAAGGGAAUUGGCCGAGUCCUCUCCUUAUUUUGAAGCUCUUAAGAAACGCAACGUGGAAGUCCUCUUCUGCUACGAAUCCUACGACGAGGUGGUCUUCAUGCAGCUGCAGCAGUUUGGCUCUCGGAAGAUCGUGUCCGUCGAGAAGGAGUUGAGGCAGGACAAGGAGGACGUGAACUUCGAUGAUGCUGAAAGUGGUCUGCGCCGCACUGAGGCAAAUGAACUGAUGAACUGGUUGAAGACUGUGCUAGCUGGCCGUUGCUGGACAGUUAAGGCCACACCCCGUUUAGAGACUCAUCCUUGUGUGGUGACGGUGGAGGAGAUGGGGGCUGCCAGGCACUUUGUAAAGACGCAGUUCACUCAAGUCUCAGAGGAAGCUAGAUACUCUCUCCUGCAGCCUCAGUUGGAGAUUAAUCCUAACCACCCAGUAAUAGUUAAGUUGAACAGUCUGCGCGAGACCAAUCCCCGAUUGGCUGAACUGACAGCAAAGCAGCUUUUCAACAAUGGUAUGGUGUUAGCAGGACUUGUGGACGACCCUCGUACAGUUCUUUCUUCUAUGAACGAGUUGUUGGAAUUGGCACUAGAAAAGCACUAAAAUGUUGAAAAUACUUUUAUUGCUUUAUUUUGCUUGGUUUCUGUGUUCUCCCUACUUGUGCUGUCUUUAUGAUAAGUUGUAUAUGAAGUACAGAUAAUAAAAUGGUCUAGUUAUUGUUACUGAUUAGAAUUUUUGCUGCAUAACCCCAAAUAAGUUGAAGCCAAGACCAGAUGUAUAAGUUUUGUAAAUAAGUUCCAGCAGUGGUGUGUCAUUAGUUAGUUUGUUUUUUUAUCAUUAUUGGUUACUUAUAUAAUACUUUAUAUAUAACCCUUUUGUAUAAUGAAAAACUAUGUAUAUAUGAACAUACAGUAAUAAAUUCAUUUCAUAUA